Hibiscus syriacus is the source of this 792-nucleotide messenger RNA. Its product is annotated as UNC93-like protein 3. Bases 292 to 792 code for a protein of 166 amino acids. The record is from RefSeq and is a predicted model, not a curated record. The transcript is spliced from 4 exons. NCBI's taxonomy places the organism in Eukaryota, Viridiplantae, Streptophyta, Magnoliopsida, Malvales, Malvaceae.
CUGUCAGUUUUUGUUCUGCUUUGAUAUCCCGAUUGAAGUCAUUUAUCACUCCUUUGCUCAACUUUAAGAUGCUUUUGAUCAUUCCCCUUAUUGCUUAUUCAGGAUUACAGCAAGCUUUUGUAUGGUAUUGCUUAUCGAGGCCUUUGCCUCAACAACUUGUUUCAAUCUUUGCCUUCCUUAAAGGAAAAAAAUUCCACAUAUCUUCUUGACUAAGGACAUGUUUGCGAUUUUAGGGCUUACACCAAGGAUGUUGUAAACCCAACUCUCGGAGAGGCCGGUGUGGGUGGUGCGAUGGCAGUUUAUGGGGCUUUUGAUGCAAUUUGUUCACUAGUGGCUGGUCGACUCACAUCUGUCCUGAGAUCAAUAACAUUCAUAGUUUGCACGGGAGCUUUUUUUCAGGCAGUGAUAUUCAUCUGGCUUUCGCUAAAAUACAGUGCGACUGGUGGGGUGCUCGCUGUAGUGUACCCACUUCUCAUGGCAGCUUUACUUGGUAUCGGUGACGGGGUAUUGAAUACGCAGCUCAGUGCUUUGCUUGCUCUACUGUUUAAGCACAUGGCCAGAAGUGCAGUUAUGAACUUCAAAAUCCAUGAUCACGCUCGAUUAUUUCUUAUCAGAACAGGAAGGUGCAUUUUCACAGCUCAAGGUGUGGCAGAGUUCGGCCAUUGCAUCUGUCUUCUUUUUAAACACGGCUGUUACGUUGCGGACAUUGGCGACGAUUAUGCUUGCUGCAAUCUUUGUUUCCUUGGCCCCAUUUUUGUACCUCAUUCUAAAGGUAGAGAAGGCAUUCUCUAG